Molecule: messenger RNA, 1434 nt
Organism: Guillardia theta CCMP2712
Lineage: Eukaryota; Cryptophyceae; Pyrenomonadales; Geminigeraceae
Exons: 3
Coding region: 1-1434 (477 amino acids)
Source: RefSeq, a predicted model, not a curated record
AUGUUCGUGUACGUGACGAACACGUCCACUACCUUCACUUCAGCUGACGAGUGCAACUACUGGCCUGGGGAAUGCUGCGGGUGUGACUAUUGCUACAAAAAACAAUACUGCAAACAACCCUUGACGGGGAGAUACGUGUGGUUUUGGUCAUACGUGGGUGGAGACAACAACAAUCUGUUUGAAAUCAACGAGUUAUCUAUUGAAGGCGGUUGCACGGGGUGUCCCUUGCACUCCACCUCAAUAUCAAGAUUGGGGUCGCUGUCGCUCUUUUCAUCCUCGGCUGCGCUGCUCCGCCUUCCCACCUACCUUGCCCUUGUGGCGGUGGUGGCUCUGCAGCUGCAGCGGGGGAAAAAACACGAGUCGUUCGAGCAAGCCAAGGCGCAACUGGAGAUCGAGGUUGUUUGCAUCGCCUCCACCUCGGUGGUGGCCCUCCCACUCCUCGCGCUGAGCCCCUUUGUCGUUCUUCCCCUGAUCGCACUGCUAUUGCGGGGUGUGGCUUUCCUGACGGUAUAUAAGAAUUGCACAUGCGACGUGGGGUACGUCGGGAUCAAUAACACAAACUUCACGAAUCAAGACUUUGGAAGGUGUCUGGACAUUUGUCCUGCAAACUCUACCAGAAGAAACGGCACAGAUGGCUGCAAGUGCUUCGAGGGUCAUAUCAGCAAAAGAGCUCUGACACUAACCAACUAUGCCGGUGGGCCGUGUGUUCAGCAGUCGUGCCAGGCUAUAUGCGGUAACUGCCAAAACAAUCAAAGCACUGGAGGAUGCAAUUGCCUAGCUGGGUAUGGCUACAAUGAAAACAACGGCACGUGCGACUUGUGCCCACUGGGCUACCACUCUAUCAAUGUCGCUAAUUCAGAUCAAGUCUCAGACAAGGGAUGUGUAUCAUGCCCAGUGACGACAUACGGCACCCCUGUCAGCGCGGUCGAAAACACUUGCACCGACUGCCCAUCCGAUUCCUUCGCCGCACCCGGUUCCGUUUCAUGCACCAAAUGCUCGUCCGUGUGCGUCAACUGUUCCAGGCUGCCCAGUAGCCAUCCCCUCACCGGGAAUUUCACUACCGAUUGCAACUGCUCAACAUACUUUGCAUAUUUUGCAUCUUCGUCGUCUUGCCAACGGUGCGCUGCAGGCUGGGAAGCAUACUAUACACAAAAGACAGGAACCAUUACAGGAAGCGCUUAUUGCACAAAAUGCCCUGACGGCACGAUCUCUAAACUUCCCGGAUCCUCGUUUGAUAAAUGCUUGCCUUGUGAUUCCAAUAGCUACUGCGCUUCUGGCCUUGAAACCGCCUGCCCAGAAUACUCCUCCUCACCCGCAGGAUCGGCAAAUUUGUUUAAUUGCAGCUGCAUACAAGGCUACUACAGAAGAGAUCCUUUGCUUUGCGCAAUCUGUCCAAAGGGCUUGCAUUGCCCGGACACAUGCUCGGUUGUUUGA